Molecule: messenger RNA, 1302 nt
Organism: Filobasidium floriforme
Lineage: Eukaryota; Fungi; Basidiomycota; Tremellomycetes; Filobasidiales; Filobasidiaceae
Exons: 8
Coding region: 115-840 (241 amino acids)
Molecular function (GO): protein binding
Source: RefSeq, a predicted model, not a curated record
AAGGAUGGUGUAUUGAUGGCAAGGUAGACGUUAUUUGCCAGCUGACAAGGAUCGACCAGGACAGAUCAACAACACACAACAGGUUCCGCGCGAACAGCGACCGCUACAUGGAUCAUGGAAUGGAGUACAGCCAACAUAUCGUCGUCGUCGACGUCACACAAUCAAGUAUUCUCUACAGCCAUAUCCACACCACUUGCUCACUCUCUAGUCAACCUCCUCUCUGGCAGUAGUCAUCCUCUCAAGCUAGUCCUUCGUUCGUUCGCGAUGUCUGCACCGGCACGAAGAGCGGUCCCACCACCUCCCGAGGACGAAGUCGUAGAAGGAGCUUCUCCGAACGAACAGAUCUUGUCGGCGGCAAAGGAGGACAACGAGGAGCUCUUCCUGGAAGCUAUCGAGCAGGAGCACGAUAUCAACCACCAGGAUGGACUUGGAAACACAGCACUGCACUAUGCCAUCAUCUACGCCUCGACCACCGUCCUGGAUCACAUCCUCGAACACGACCAGUGCGAUGUAGAUUUGCAGAACAAGUUGCAGAGGGAUACGCCGUUGCAUCUGGCCGUCAAGAUCGAAGAGAACGGGAGGGAGGGUUUGAGGGAGUAUUUGGUGCAACAGCUUGUGGAUGCCGGUGCUAGUCCGAUGAUCCGCGAUAGACACUCUUUACGACCCAUCGACCUCCUUCCUCCACCUCCACCAGGUAGGACCGACAACUCGGAGGUCAGAGCGUUGUUACGAAGAGCCGAGGCGGAAUUGCAGUUGGGUGGAGGUGCCGGUAAGAAUAGCGACGUCGCAGACGACGACGACUUGAUCGACGAAGGCGAUAUCGCUUCGGACGACGAUUAGAUUGUGAACAGUCCGUACUUCCCCCCCGCUCCUCUGCCAUCAUCUUGCCUACCGGUCGGCCUCGGCCUCGUCCGCGUCUGCAUUUCCUUGCAUGUAUCCCCCGCUUGUUUCCCCUGCUGUUCUAUAUCCAUCAUUCCCGAUCUCUUGACGAUCCCUCUCGAUCGAGCUUCCAACAUGCAGCAUCCGUCGGCUUUCAAUUGGGGAGACUGCGAAACGCGGAUGCAAGCACGAAAAAGGGUGGCAAGGGGUGUGACGACGUUUUAGACACCGAAACGGGCAAGACCCGAGCUUCGGUCGCGUCUCGGCGCCUCUUCCGCGAGAGACUCGACUCGGGGGAUUUGGGGACGAAGUCCGCAAGGCCGCACGGUAAUCAAACCCGCCACCUCGUCGUUGCGUGUGAUGAUGGAGGGUGGCAAUCACCGAGCUACUGCGGCGAUCACUGCGUAAACUCCACCCCUUGGU